AUGGCAUUAACUAAUUCGAGACCUCUACAAAUCCCAACAAUGGAGAACGAUAUGCUUCAUAAUAAUAGCUCUCCUAUAUUUGCAUUCAAUACUUUGAAUGUCAGUAAUGGCAACAAUAAUAUGUCGUUCCCUGGUUCAGAAACCGUUAACUUACCUGACAUUAAUCCAUCUGUAAACCCAAACUCAGAUCUCCUUUUCGAUGCUAACGGUAAUGACGUUUCUGAUAAUAGCAUGUCAAGAACAAAUAGUAACAUAUCUGCAAAACCAAGUAGAAAUAAUAUUGGUAACAGUAACAGCACUCCCAAAAAGGAGAAUCCUUUACUGGAAAUAUCAAAAUUAAUCCCAGUCACCGGUGAGAGACCGAUGCCAAAUGACAAAAAAUUAGUUUUGGAUGAUGAUGUAUUAUAUAAUGUCUUUAUCAUCUUAUGGGAACAAGAUCCACAUCAACAAGGUAUGACCGUGAAACAACUUUGUGAUCAUCUUCUUGUAAAUCAUCCUGAAAUGUCAAAUUUAUCAACGAAGUUGUCAAAUUUAGUAUCUGCUAAAUUGAACGCCUACGUCAAAAAAAUUGAAAAAGGUGAAAAGACUUUAAUUUAUGCAAUCUCAAGAGAAUGGUCGAAUUCUUCCCCAAGAAGAAUGCUUUAUAUUUAUAGAGGUAUACUUGCGCCAGAUUAUAAAGCCCAAGCUCAAAAAGUUGCAAAUGAAUUGAAACAACAGUUUCAAACUGCAAACAACAAUGCAUCAAACGAUCUAUCAACCUUUUUUGACACUUUAACAAAGACUCCAAUAAAUAAGAACAAUCAAAAUUUAAAUGGCAAGAAUCAAGUUAUACCAUCAAAUUUAGCUUUUUCUCUGAGUCCAGAAUUCAAUAUUCCUUAUUCUUCAUCCCCUGUAUCUGUAACAUUAAACACUGCAUCCUCGCAAGCAAAUAGCAGCAUGAAACCCAAUAAUGAUGACUUAAUGAAACCACCUUCCGCACCGAUAACAAAUAUGUCCAAGAAGAGAUCUUUCGUCAAUUCUGAAAAAAGUGCAAGAUCGAAAUCAUCAACUCCACUAAGUAAAAAAGUCAAAUCCUCAGACUCAUCUUUAACGUUAUCAAAUAUGAAUAACAACAAUAGCAGUAGUAGCACAAGUAUAUCCCAAUCAAGCAUUGUCACUUCUUCAAAUCAAGAGGUUGCACAGACACCAUCAACUUAUGUAACAGCUGUAGCUGCUGCACCAAGACUUUCCAAAUUAUUACCAAGAAAUAACUCUUUCAACAAGUCUUCUAACAAUAAUGGUAUGAGUGGUAGCAUCGCCUCUUCGAUUCAUAAUCUCAUCUUAACCCAGACUCCGGUUUCUAGGUCACCCACUUCCAAGAAUGAAAUAACCAAUGAAGAUUGGUCUAACAUUGUUAGAAAUGGAUUUUUAACUACUGAUAUUGAAUCUCCUGAAUCAAUAUCUUUAGAUGAAUUAGAUAAUAUAUUCGAUUAG
Molecule: messenger RNA, 1473 nt
Organism: Kazachstania africana CBS 2517
Lineage: Eukaryota; Fungi; Ascomycota; Saccharomycetes; Saccharomycetales; Saccharomycetaceae
Gene: GDS1
Product: Gds1p
Exons: 1
Coding region: 1-1473 (490 amino acids)
Source: RefSeq, a predicted model, not a curated record